UAAUGUUUCGGUGACGAACUCGAACUGUGACCAUUAGUGUCCUCUACGCUAAGCUGCAUUUACCCAGUUUGUACAUUCCCAUAGUUAUACUUUUCUCUGCACUGCUAACCACCACAAUCCGAAGUCAUGGCAGGUACUUUGGCACGUAAGGCUGUUGACCAUCUUAAAAGCAAGGAGUUCAGAGAGUAUCUAAUGAGCACACACUUCUGGGGACCUGUGGCCAACUGGGGUCUGCCCAUUGCUGCCAUCAGUGACAUGAAGAAAAGCCCUGAGAUUAUCAGUGGCAGAAUGACCUUUGCUCUGACCUGCUACUCACUCCUGUUUAUGAGGUUUGCAUACAAAGUUCAGCCAAGGAAUUGGCUCCUCUUUGCUUGCCACCUAACCAAUGAGACAGCCCAGCUCAUUCAAGGAUCACGACUUAUCAAAUACAACAUGGAGAAGAAGUCAUCUUAGGGGUGGACAUGAGGAAUAUAUAGUUUCAUUUGGAAACCAGCAUAGUUUGGCCGUAUGGGUUUCGGGUGUAUGGCAAUUUUAUCUUAUCAUUGAAUACCAAUGUAAAACUCUUAAAUUAAAAAUUGUUAAUAAAGUUUCAACUUCUGUUGAAGAUCACCAUGUGUUUCUUCAGGUAUAUAAGGUAAAUGAAUAGAUUUGCCACAUGUAUCACGCACAAACGAAUAAAAUGGAAUGGAAUCUGUAGAGGCCCUUUUACAGAUGUCUUUUAAAGAGAUCGUCUGUAACACAUGCACUGUAUGUUAUGUCCUCAUUUUGAUAAUGUAUUAGCUAUACCAAUAACACAAUCUUUAUCAGAAUGUACUGGCAAUACAAGUGGUACUCUGUUGUGUUGCCAUGGCAGUGUUAUUCCUGAAGAUAAUUAAUAAACCCUUAUCUAUUUCCCAUAAAUGAAACGUCCUCUUACACUGAUCAAACUACAUGCUCAUAAUGUCUAAUAAACUGUCUGAUAUCCA
This is a messenger RNA of Coregonus clupeaformis (lake whitefish), 965 nucleotides long. Its product is annotated as mitochondrial pyruvate carrier 1. Gene Ontology annotation, cellular component: mitochondrial inner membrane. Gene Ontology annotation, biological process: pyruvate import into mitochondria. Bases 127 to 453 code for a protein of 108 amino acids. The transcript is spliced from 5 exons. Lineage: Eukaryota; Metazoa; Chordata; Actinopteri; Salmoniformes; Salmonidae. The record is from RefSeq and is a predicted model, not a curated record.